Molecule: messenger RNA, 1737 nt
Organism: Colletotrichum truncatum
Lineage: Eukaryota; Fungi; Ascomycota; Sordariomycetes; Glomerellales; Glomerellaceae
Product: arylsulfatase
Biological process (GO): phenol-containing compound metabolic process
Molecular function (GO): N-acetylglucosamine-6-sulfatase activity; glycosaminoglycan binding; arylsulfatase activity
Source: RefSeq, a predicted model, not a curated record
AUGUUGUCAAAACCUAGCCUGUCGGCGUUGGCAACACUGGCGCUUGGUGCCUGUUUUGUCAUUGCCGAGAGCAUACAGAAUCGUCAGCCCAAUAUUGUCUUUAUUUUAACCGACGACCAAGAUGAGCAACUCGGUUCCAUUGACUACAUGCCAUUUGUUCAAAAGCACUUCGUGAAAGAGGGGACAUACUACCGCAAGCACUUUUGCACGAUUGCAAUCUGCUGCCCCUCCCGUGUCAGUCUGUUGACGGGGCAAGCCGCGCACAACACCAAUGUUACUUACGUUACUCCGCCCCACGGUGGAUACCCUAAGUUUGUUUCUCAAGGCUACAAUGAGAAGUAUCUCCCAGUGUGGCUGCAAGAGGCCGGCUAUGACACAUACUACACUGGCAAGCUCUUCAAUGCCCAUAACACAGACAACUGGAACAACCCACAUCCAAAGGGAUGGACUGGAAGUGACUUCCUCCUCGACCCCAACACCUACAUGUACUUGAAUGCAACAUUCCAGAGAAAUCAAAGCCCUCCCAAGACCUAUCCCGGAGAGUACAGCAAUGACUUGGUAGCUGAAAGAGCUCUGGGAUUCUUGGAAGAUGCUCUCAAAGUUAAUGGCAGCAAGCCGUUCUUCCUGGGAGUUGCGCCCAUUGGCCCUCACAACAAUGGUCUUGGCGGAGAGACAAGUCCAGGUGCCACACCACCGAUUCCGGCAAAGAGACAUGAACAUCUCUUUGCCAAUGUUACAGUGCCUCGAACCUAUAACUUCAACCCGGAAAAGCCUAGCAUGGCCAACUGGGGUCUGACAAUUCCUCAACUCAACGCUUCUGAGAUUGCCUACGGUGACAAUUAUUACCGCCGCCGUCUCCAGACUCUGCAGUCCGUUGAUGAAAUGGUUGACGCUAUCUUCAAACACCUCGAAAAAGCCGGUAUCCUGGACAACACAUAUGUCAUCUUCACCUCUGACAACGGAUUUCACAUCGGUCAACAUCGUCUCAAGCCAGGAAAAACUUGCGCAAUUGAGGAAGACAUCAACGUUCCCUUCCUUAUUCGCGGCCCCGGCGUGCCUAAGGGAAAGACUGUUGAUUUCGUCACCACCCACACUGAUAUUGCCCCGACAAUUUUCUCAAUUGCGAACAUUACGUUGCGUGAAGACUUUGACGGAUCCCCCAUCCCCUUUUUGGAGGAAGGAAUUGUGAAGGCUCAAAAGGACCCUAAGCAUGACCAUGUCAAUGUCGAGUUCUGGGGAACCCAGCGAGGCUAUGAUGUCUUCGGUGGAGUCUCGGCAAACAAUACAUACAAGACCAUGCGUGUUCUUGGAGAUGGCUAUAGUCUGUUUUACUCCGUGUGGUGCAGCAACGAGAGAGAGUUUUAUGACAUGAAGAAAGAUCCAGGUCAGAUGGACAACUUGGCCGACAGCGCCACCGGCCAGCUUCUGAAGCGACCCCUUUCGGCUGUUCAGGACCGUCUGGAUGCUCUACUCCUGGUUCUCAAAAGCUGCAAGGCAGAGAGUUGUAGGCUCCCCUGGAAACAAAUACACCCAGACGGUGGUGUGAACAACCUUCGAGACGCAUUGAAUGUAAAGUACGACGAUUUCUAUGCUGGGCAGCCUAAGAUCUCCUUUUCGGAUUGCAAGGACUUUUACGACAUUGCCUCUGAGGGACCCCAAGACACGCUGGUUUACUACGACCCAAAGUACAAGACAACAACAGGCUAUUCACAGCUCUUAGAAUUCGAAGAAUUAUGA